CGGCCUUUGAGAUCCUAAAAUAUUAAAACCGCGGAAUAUAAAACUAAGAAGGAAACUGGGACGCCAGAAAGUUUUACACGUGUUUACUAUGGAUUUCCCUCACUCUCAGUUCCCUGGAUUGUACAACGAGGGCCCCUGUAUUAAUGACACAAACAAAGGUCCCUCAGCAUUAGGAUGGGGACAGCAUGCAAAGAUUCAGCCGACCAACAGAAGCUGCACCCAGGCGAGGCACAGCUUUAUUCCUUUAUACAGCAGACGAGGUGAACGAUGGAUCCCCUGUGAGCCUGCUCCUGUCCCUCUGUUUCCCCCUAAUACUGACUGCGGCUUCCCUGAAGUGACCGAGUCUGAUCUGGUUUAUGCUCAUCCGAUGAAGAGAACUAGAAGGUGCACCAACCCGAACAAGUCAAUGGUAACACUGGACUUCAGCAAGCAGAUGGGCGAUUUCUACUGGGGUCACAAUGACACAGGGUUCCAGUGUAUGGGACGCCUGCUGGAGCCGCACUGCUACAUGGGCGACAAAUUUCUGAGGCAUGUCUCAAUCAGCAAGAGGGAAAAAGAACAAGCAGCCUUUCCUACCAAAAAAAACUGUGAUGGACCACUUUGGUCCCUCGGAGGAAUAUCACAGUGUGACAUGGAACCCCCAGACUCCCCCAGGUCUGAUGCCUCAGAUCUUGCACUUGCGGCCAUACAAAAUAUACAGCAUGCCCAACCCGAGGUAGCUACUCCAUCUUUCAUUAUGGACUCUCUAAAAUCCCUGCUGGACAAGCACCAUGCCUCAUUCACAGCCCAAAUGGCAGCCUCCACAGCUGAACUCAAAAAAGAGAUCUCAUCCACUAAUGAAAGAAUAGAUUCUCUAGAGAGAAGGCAGGAGGACGCUGCUGUUGAGCAUUCCAACUUGCAAUCCUUCACGCAGCGCUUAGCAGAUUAUCUUGAAGUGGUAGACGACAAAAUAGCUGAUCUAGAAGAUAGAUCUCGGCGGAAUAACCUGAGGAUCCGAGGUAUCCCCGAGACAAUCUCCCCAGCUGACCUUCAACCAUACCUGAAAGAACUGUUUCAAGUGCUCGCCCCUCCCGCCACAGAAUUAGAAGCCUUAAUGGAUCGGGCACAUCGUGCACUUAAACCUAGAGGUCUCUCAGACGAUCAGCCUAGGGAUACAAUAGUACGGCUCCACUAUUUCACCUACAAGGAGAGAAUCCAGAGAGCGCACUUCCAGAAACCACCUCUCCCGGAAAAAUUCAAAAACCUGCAGAUCUUCCCUGACCUUUCAGUGAGAACUUUACAAAAAAGAAAGACCUACGCUGAAAUAACCUCCAUCCUACGGAGAAACGAAAUUAGGUACAGGUGGGGCUACCCCAUUAAGCUGUUAAUUUUCCGAAACAAUCAGUUAUUCACUGUCCAAACUUCAACCAAGGGAUACGAACUUCUAAAGAUGUGGAACCUAUACCCCCCCCAAAAAGAUAAAGAAAAACCACAAGCCAGGCAUUCCCAACUGAGUGCAUCAGCAGCAGAAUGGACAGACUCCAACAUUCCUGCUGGCCGACAGGGUGCUCCAGAGGCCUCCCGGCCAAAGGAUUUGUCAACUCCCUCUGCUCGUGGUCUUGGGCCACAGAAGCGACAUGACGCUCUAGAAUGGGAAUCGUUAGACCCCCAGAUUCUUAUUCAAAUUGAGGCCACCAAGGCGCAAAUCUCUGCCCUAGAACUAAAAAGGCACCAAAAUCAGGUCCGUUUGUUUAAACAGACUUUCUAUGCUAAGGGAAACAAAGCUGACAGGUUACUGGCUAACAAGCUCCGACAAAGGACUGCGGAGGCUCGUAUUCCAUACAUUAAAACAUCCCAAGGAACUGUCCGAUUACCUGCAGACAUAGGGAAGGCCUUUGCCUCUUACUAUUCCAAGCUGUAUAACUUAGUAGAUUCUCCAGCCCACCAGGUUCCAUCCACACAACAUAUUCAGAAUUUCCUGGACACUCUUUCCUUACCGACUCUCACAGUGGCCCAGAUAGAACUACUUGAAGCCCCAUUUAGUGCCAAAGAAGUCCUCUCCGUCAUCAAGUCUCUAAAACCGCAUAAAGCCCCAGGACCAGAUGGCUAUGGCGCUCUGUUUUACAAAACGUUUCACCUGCAGCUCGCCCCGCUUCUAACCAGAGUUUGUUCCCUAGCUAGGCAGUCAGGCACCCUACCGUCGGAAUUAUUACAGGCGAUCAUUGUGACCAUACCAAAACCGGGCAAGACCCCUAAUGUGUGCGAACACUUUCGGCCCAUAUCACUGAUUAACGCUGAUGUGAAGUUGAUGGCGAAGCUUAUGGCUUUCAGAUUGAAUCUUGUGUUACCAUCAUUGUUGGAUGGUGACCAGACUAUUGACAUUGUAUCCUCUACUUACUGCGGCUUCCCUGAAGUGACCGAGUCUGAUCUGGUUUAUGCUCAUCCGAUGAAGAGAACUAGAAGGUGCACCAACCCGAACAAGUCAAUGGUAACACUGGACUUCAGCAAGCAGAUGGGCGAUUUCUACUGGGGUCACAAUGACACAGCGUUCCAGUGUAUGGGACGCCUGCUGGAGCCGCACUGCUACAUGGGCGACAAAUUUCUGAGGGGACGGAAGAGAGAGAAUGUUCUGCGUAUGACAACACUGCUGCAUUCUUUACAACACGUCCCAUACAGAGAGUGUCCAUACUUAUGCACCUCUACUACCUUGCGCUGCUUUUCCUUCUUGGCUGGUGAUUGGCUCUCGGAUUUACCCCCAGUAGUUUUGGGGCAGCUGUUACAUAAGGGAAUAUCAGAGCAGUGGAGGCAACUGCAAUUCCAAGAAAGUCUUACAGGGGGCGCUCUUGCCUGGACAAAAUACACUGGUAGCCAGAGAGGCUGCUUGAUAUAUCCCAGAGGAGCUGCAAUGAACCGUCUUUAUUUUCAGCAGUUUGAUGUGGGACAAGAUGAAGAUCUGAGUAUAAGUCGGAGAGGAGACACUGCUGUGUUUGAUCUGAUAUCACGGGUACAACAAGUUAGCACAGGGUGUGCGUAUCCCUCCAAGGAAGUGUUUGUUGGCGUUCGGUCUUCCUUCCAUUUGGCCUCCCUGAGUCUUUCACCACAGAAUCCACCCAGAGUUCUUCAAGUUGUUAACACGAAAACCCCUAGCACCUGUAUCAACGUAAGCCCUCACCUGCCUGGGGAGCUAUGUGUGUGCACUGAGGGCGGCAGCCUCUACCUCUGGGACACUGAAAUGGGACUACAGCAGGUUCGUCAUGAAUCGGACACCCUCUUUUUCCGGGAUGACCAUCGCUGGAGAUGGAGUGACUUCACUGGUCACCCCCGAAUACUGACGUAUGCUGACAGGACAGGAGUACAGACCACAGACACCAGAGCUCCCGGCAGUCAGGGGCUCAAUUUGUUCCGUAUUGGAGCAGAGGCGUUGUGUCAAACAGGAGAGCGAGUUAUUCUGCCGCGCUAUGUGAGAGAAGGUGGCCAUGCGCAGCACCUGAUUGUAACCCAGUUCUCUGUGUUCAUCAUGGACGAACGAUUCCCAUUGGUUCCAGUUCUGAAGUGGGAUCACAUGUUGGACUAUCCGCCCGCGUAUGCACAAGUGCUCCCAGGAACAGCUGUUGAUAGGUCCAUGAAGAUCCUACUGGGUACUCAACACAGCCAGGAAACAGUGAUGAUACAGUAUACAGGGGGCAGUUCUUCACCAUGCCAGCUUCUGCUGCCAGCUCUGAAGCUCUCACAAGUAUCUGAAUGCCUUGCUCACCACCCUCCUUUGCUCCCACACAAGCAUGAUCUUGUGGAGCAGAGACUAAACUCUGUUGUAACAGGAUUGGCUGCUACAUACAGUGGGCGUCACCAGGACUCUAUGGUUGUUUUCCACUUGACGGAGGCCGGUGAUGUUUUCUAUCAAAGGCUGGUGCACCAGGAGAAAGAGGAGACGGCUAAACAAAGGGCCCAGGGAGGGCAGCAAAAUGUCACCAUCCUCUCAGCACCAGCCUCCAGGACAGAGAUGAACUUACAAGAACACAAUAGCUCAACGUCCCCCAAUCUGGUACCCAAAUCCACCCCCUGUGCCCAGGAACCAGCUGCUGAGAAUGAGGAGAGGAUCCCAAGUGCCACUUUCCCCACUCACGAAGAAGAGACUUGUGAGCCAGACCUCGGCUGUCACCAUCCACCUCAUCUUCAGUCUCUGUCUCUCAGCACCAAAUCAUUGAAUUCCCUUAGCAGGUGGUUACAAGAACUAACUGUCAGCAUGAAGGAAGUUUACACGCAACGUCCUCGUGUCCGAAUUGAUAAAUUCUUCAGUGCUUCAGAGUUGAGAGAAGUAGCCCCAGAUUCAUCUUCGUUACUGGGGUGCCUGCGGCAUAGUAUGAGACACAGGAAACUUGUGCGGAUGAGGCCACCUGUGAGUUCAGUACAUCUGGAGCCAGUGCAUCCUAAAUACUUUAAAGACCCACUAAGCCAGCGACUGACCACUGCCUGGGAGGGAGGGUUGCACCUAUGGUGGGAGGACUAUCUAGGUCUGAACAAGAGCAGCAAAAUCCAGGCUUUGAAAGAAAAACGUCGGUGGCAGAAGAUACAACGAGCGCGACAUCGCAGAAGUCUGUCCGGUAGCUUCGGAUCCUCCCAGAGUCUGUGCUCAGAACCUUAUAGCCUGGAAGAUGCUCCACUGUCAGACAAUAGCACCAUCCAAUAUGAUUUCCCCAGCUCCAGAGCCCCAAGCACAUUCACCUCAUCUGUAGAACAGGAAUCUGUAGGGAGCAGCACACGAGCGCCAAGUGGAUCAGUUCUGGCUACACACAAAAGGUUUAGCAUCCAGGACAGAGUUGGUGAGAGCGCCUCCCAGCUAAAAACCCUUAAAACAAAUAUUCAGGAUUCGUCCCAAAGCUCUGCCAUAUUUUCCUCUCAAUCUCUGCGCUCCAAAGGGAUUCCCAGAGAGAGGAGGAAGACCGUGCUAGAUUUCCUCUCCUUCCUGGGAGACACACCUGAACCCCCUUUCUCUGCUUCCUUAAUCCCCAGCCAGAACUCCCAGACACAGGUUACAUCCUCGCAGAGCUCACAGGUCCCACGCAAGAGGUCACGAAUGGGAUUUUGAUAAGCUAAAGUACAGAUAUAACAGUUCUAAAAUU
Molecule: messenger RNA, 5099 nt
Organism: Bombina bombina (fire-bellied toad)
Lineage: Eukaryota; Metazoa; Chordata; Amphibia; Anura; Bombinatoridae
Gene: TAF1C
Product: TATA-box binding protein associated factor, RNA polymerase I subunit C
Exons: 20
Coding region: 89-5065 (1658 amino acids)
Biological process (GO): transcription by RNA polymerase I
Cellular component (GO): fibrillar center
Molecular function (GO): RNA polymerase I core promoter sequence-specific DNA binding
Source: RefSeq, a predicted model, not a curated record